Nerophis lumbriciformis (worm pipefish) is the source of this 1429-nucleotide messenger RNA. The record is from RefSeq and is a predicted model, not a curated record. NCBI's taxonomy places the organism in Eukaryota, Metazoa, Chordata, Actinopteri, Syngnathiformes, Syngnathidae.
UUGGCCACAGCCAGUCAAUGGGAUUAAAAGUGACAAACAUCUUUUUGUUUCGUGCUGACAUCAUGAACUUGUUUUUAUUCUUUCUUCUGGUCGUGCAAAUGCACAGCGUGACGCCUGUGAUUCACACGCUGCAGUAUUUCGAAACUGUGUCCUCUCAAGUUCCAAACUUCCCAGAGUAUGUGAGUGUUGGUUAUGUUGAUGGAGUUGAGAUUAGUUACUAUGACAGCAACAUCAGGAAAGAAGAAUCCAAACAGGACUGGAUGAACAAAAUCACAGCAGAGGAUCCAAAAUACUGGCAGAGAGUAACAGAGAUCAGUGUUCGUAACGAGUUUACUGCCAAACACAACCUUGAAGUUCGUAAGAAGCGUUUCAACCAAACUGGAGGUGUUCACAUUGUCCAGUGGAUGUCAGGAUGUGAAUGGAAUGAUGAGACUGAUGAGGUUAAAGGUUGGCGUCAGCAAGGUUAUGAUGGAGAAGAUUACAUAUCGUUGGACAUGAAGACAUGGACAUAUACUGCAGCAAAACCACAAGCUUUCCCUGACAAACUCAAGUGGGACCAGAACAUAUUUAUACUAGACGACAAAAAGUAUUAUUACACUGAGCUUUGUCCUUCUUACUUGAAGAAGUAUGUGAAGAAUGGGAAGAAGGUCCUAAUGAGAACAGAGCUUCCAGAGGUGUUCCUCCUCCAGAAGACGCCAUCCUCUCCAGUCACCUGCAUGGCGACAGGUUUCUACCCCGACUUAGCCGACCUGUUUUGGAGGAAAGACGGCGAGCAGAUCUUCGAGGACGUGGAGCACGGAGAGCUGCUCCCCAACCACGACGGAACCUUCCAGAUGUCGGUGGAGCUGAAAGUGGAGGUGACGGCCGAGGUGGAGGGCAAGUACGAAUGUGUGUUCCAGCUGUCUGGCGUCAAGGAGGACCUGGUCACCAAGCUGGAGAGAAGAAGCAUCCUGAGCAACGCAAGCCAUGAAGACAACUGGAGCGUCGCCCUCGCUGCCACGGCGGCGGUCGUCGCUGUGGCGGCCGUCCUGGCGGCCAUCAUCAUCGUCAUGGUCAGGCGUCACAGAAACAGACAAGCCCAGUACGAUGCAGCUCCUCGCCACGGCGGCGUGGAGCUCUCCGAGAAGGUGGCGGCUGAAGGCUGAGAUGCUUUGUGCACUGGAACACAGAGAGAUGUCUCCAUCGCUGAGGGACGUCAUGGAGAUGUGCUUUGUUCUUCAUCCCACUGCUCCUCAAGCUAUUCCAUCUAUUCUUCUUUGGCCGUUAAAAUACUUUCAACAUCAAACGUUGGUGGCUAGAAAAUCAUUCGGGGCUCACGUUUCAUGGCCUUGACAUCAUGACGAGGAUUUCUUCUUUCUUUGAAUGGCCGCUGCUUAUGAUCAAUAUCACAUUGUGUCACAUCUCUGUCAAUAAAUCCGUUUGUUCUCCA